UUACUCGUUCUUACUGCCAGCCCGGCUUCUCCCGUUUUCCCCAAUGCUCGUAUAGGCGUAUACAUUUCGAUGCAUGCACACUCACUAUCUGCCCUUGAUCCCGUAAAGACUCGUACUUCCCUCGUCUGCAUUCAUUCGUGGCUGGGCUUCUACCACCACCUCCUCUUUUUCGCACAAACUCACGCAGGCGUUCACUUGAGUGAGAGAGAGAGCACUUUCUCGAACAGUCGGAAUCUUCCCUUUUCAUCUCGUCUCGUCUCGUUUCGUUUCACUAGACCCGACGGCUCCUCCGUCUUCAAUGAGCUGAAAACUCUGAUCCCGAAUCCACCGCGUCACCAAGCCAGCCCCUCCAGCGCGACUAGAACCGUGGUCCUGAGGGCUCGUAGGCAAGCGCACCAUCUCUUAGGCCACGCGAAUUUGGCGCAACUUUGGAAUCUCACUGAGAGUGCUGGCGAAAUGACGAGGCUAGGUCAACCCGACAGUGACUUUAGGGGUGAAACUCAAUAA
This is a messenger RNA of Protopolystoma xenopodis, 507 nucleotides long. Lineage: Eukaryota; Metazoa; Platyhelminthes; Monogenea; Polystomatidea; Polystomatidae. The record is from the annotation of a GenBank genome assembly.